This is a messenger RNA of Amoebophrya sp. A25, 647 nucleotides long. NCBI's taxonomy places the organism in Eukaryota, Dinophyceae, Syndiniales, Amoebophryaceae. The record is from the annotation of a GenBank genome assembly.
CCAACAUCAACUACGAUAGGGCUCAGUCUAGCGGUAACCAGCCCCGAAGAUCGCAAGUAGGGGGCGCAACUCGUAGAACGCUGGGCAGGAGAUCAGAGUCUUCUAGUAUUGCAGCCCAGGCUUCGCAGAGUCGUCUAAUUGCGGACACUACACUGGCACUGCGAACAAAGAAGAGAAAGAAUACUACAAGACUAGAAGUAGGAGGUGAUAGAAGUUCCACAAGGGCGUCAUCACCUGGAGGAGGCGCAUCAUCUGCGGCCAGUGUGGCAUCUACGUCACGAAAAUUUGCGUUGAGGCCAGAAGUUUUGUUACAACAGCGCCCCCACGAACAGGGUCAGGGCCACGAGUUGGAGGAUCGUUUGGCAACAUCACAAGCACGGCGACCGCUUGAGGAUAUGCCAGGCAUGACGUCGGACCAUUUCGAGACAUCGCCAGAACGAGAAAUUUUCAGAAUGACAUCUUCAGCGAAGAAGAAGACGAACCCUCUUUCGAAGAAGAAGAAGAAGAUGGGCGCAUCACAAGAAGAUGGCGCCUCUUUCGAAGGAAGGGCUUUCUCACAUCCGACCAAGACUGAAGGUGUUGCCGAGGGACAAUCUGCAGCUACUGCUGUGGAGCAAUUUAGUACUGUGUCUGUCGAAGCGCCGGAG